CGGAUAAACGGCUUACUACCCACCAUCAUAUGUUUUGGAAAUAUUUGGAAAUAUGUUUUACAUUACUUCGUCAUUUGAUUUAUUUAUCACCAAACCUAAAGGUAUCUUUUCUACAUCACCAGUGAAAGUAGUGCAGUGAUAACAACGUUUGUUAAACUAUGAUACCGCGUCCUAAUUUCGUUAUCGCUUUCGAAGGCCUUUCAAUAUAUUUAAGGCGUUUCAAACUAUAAAGUUUGUUAGUCGCUUCUGGCACCGUUAAACGGAGCAACAUGGAUUGCAAGUGGAUUUCAGUUCUAGUUUUGGUUAGCAUAGCUACUGAAUUAGUUUAUUCGCAACAACUCGCACCGAACGGGCUGUGCGACGGUAUCAAAAGCAAUUCCUUCGUAGCCGAUCCAGAAGAUUGUACCAAGUUCUAUCAGUGCAAUGGAGACACAGUUAUCCACGGCACAUGUCCUACUGGAAUGUUUUAUCAUAUCAAGGAUGUGUGUAGUAUCGAUUCAUCGGACUGUGAAAGUUUAACGCCAUCUGUUCCAACAACAACACUCCCAGAUACCCCGUUAACAACAGAGGUUGCAUCUUCCACCGAAACUUUACCCACGCAUAACACAACCGAUCCUGAAACAUUCUGCCUAACUACGGAUCCAAAUGUACCAAGCUUUGUGAGAAGUCCUACAGACUGUUCAGAUUAUUACAUCUGUGUCGACCAUAAGCCAAUUCGGCAAAAGUGUGCUGCUGACAGAUACUGGAACUCUGCCCUACUUUACUGUGACGAUUCGACAAAAGUUCCGUGCGAACAUGAUCAUAUAGCCGAUCCGGCGGAAGUGUGUCAGCGUAGUGAAGUUGGCGAUUUUUCUUUCACCCCUAGUCCUACAAGUUGCGAAGAGUACUACUUAUGCUUCAAACAAAAACCCUUCCUUAUGCGCUGUGCCCCCGACAGUUAUUGGAACAAUGAAUCAAACAAAUGUGAUAUAGCAGAAAAUGUUAAAUGCAAGGCAAAAACUCCCAGCUCAAUGGAUCUUGACUCACUUUGUGUUGAAAGCAAAGACACAUUUCUAAGCCAUCCCGCUUAUUGUGAUCUGUACUUGUUUUGUCGCAAUGGUAAGGCAUCCACGCAACGGUGUCCAUUCCUUACCGAUUGGGAUGCAGUCAGCGCACGUUGUGUUUCACGGAACCUGAUCAAAUGUAAUAAACAACGCCUAUAUUAAUGUUAACAACUCUUCAUACCACCUUUUUGUGGUAGAUCAAUAGCAAUACCAGCUGCCGUUGGUAAAUAUUGUAUUAAUCAUUACUAUUAAAAAAGAGUUAGUCAUAUAUUCUGUCUGUUAUAACAUUUUUAAUGUUAAUGGUUCGCCUAUUGCUGGGUCGGUGAAAGCACGAUCGUAGGAUAUAAAACAUUGUGAAUGUUUUCUUUCGAAAUAUAGGCAAAAAAUAAUAAAAUGCAUUAGUAGCAAACUAGGGGAGCGCGGCUAACCAAGCGUUGCAGUCUAAAAAUUUAUUUUGUAAUUAAAGUUUACAAGCGGACAACUUGAAUAUUUAAUCUUCACAUAACCAAUAUUUUCUUCUUUUACUUGACUUUUACAUUAUUUUUCUUGCCAUUCAUGGAAGAAAAAAUCAUUAGAAAGCACUCAAUGCUAAUUGCUAUUUAAUUCUUUUCUCAAUGCUAUUUAAUUGUUAAAUAGAUUAUCGGAAAACAUUUAAAUACGGAUCCGUGUCGGUAAGAGAAAACAGCUUUUGCGGUAGAAGCACUUUUCCUGAUGUUUUUACACACCCUACCUGAUUCUAGUUUAAAUUUGCACGUAUGACAAAGUGGACGUGCGUUGUCCAU
This is a messenger RNA of Anopheles funestus (African malaria mosquito), 1825 nucleotides long. Its product is annotated as probable chitinase 10. The record is from RefSeq and is a predicted model, not a curated record. Bases 270 to 1205 code for a protein of 311 amino acids. The transcript is spliced from 2 exons. Gene Ontology annotation, cellular component: extracellular region. Lineage: Eukaryota; Metazoa; Arthropoda; Insecta; Diptera; Culicidae. Gene Ontology annotation, molecular function: chitin binding.